Sceloporus undulatus (fence lizard) is the source of this 3602-nucleotide messenger RNA. It is a transcript of the gene PAPSS2, whose product is annotated as 3'-phosphoadenosine 5'-phosphosulfate synthase 2. Gene Ontology annotation, biological process: 3'-phosphoadenosine 5'-phosphosulfate biosynthetic process; sulfate assimilation. The record is from RefSeq and is a predicted model, not a curated record. Bases 120 to 1991 code for a protein of 623 amino acids. Lineage: Eukaryota; Metazoa; Chordata; Lepidosauria; Squamata; Phrynosomatidae. Gene Ontology annotation, molecular function: sulfate adenylyltransferase (ATP) activity; adenylylsulfate kinase activity; ATP binding. The transcript has 13 exons.
CCCCAAAUACCUCCCUCUCAGCUGCUGCUGCUCCUGGCCACUCAGCCUAGACUCUGCUGCUGCUCCUGGUGCUGCUCCUCUCCUCCUUGGAGCCAAAGGACCCGGGCCCCUCCAGAGCCAUGACGGAGAGCAAGAAGCAGAGGAUGAAUCUCCAUAGGUCUACCAAUGUGGUAUACCAAGCUCAUCAUGUUAGCAGAAGUAAGAGAGGACAAGUUGUGGGUACAAGAGGCGGAUUUCGUGGCUGUACAGUAUGGCUAACAGGUCUUUCUGGUGCUGGUAAGACAACCAUUGGGUUUGCACUUGAAGAAUACCUUGUGUCUCAUGGCAUUCCUUGCUACUCUCUUGAUGGAGAUAACAUUCGUCAUGGUCUCAACAAAAAUCUAGGGUUCUCUGUUGAUGAUCGAGAAGAAAACAUCCGCCGUAUUGCUGAAGUUGCCAAGUUGUUUGCUGAUGCUGGCCUUGUUUGCAUAACUAGCUUCAUUUCUCCCUAUUCAAAGGAUCGCCAGAAUGCACGUAAGAUUCAUGAAGUUGCUGGACUCCCUUUCUUUGAAAUCUUUGUAGAUGCGCCUCUGAAUAUCUGUGAGAGCAGAGAUGUGAAAGGCCUUUACAGAAAAGCACGAGCUGGAGAAAUUAAAGGAUUCACUGGAAUUGACUCAGAAUAUGAGAAACCAGAAGCACCUGAACUUGUAUUGAAAACCAACAUUGCUUCGGUGACUGAGUGCAUCCUCAACAUUGUGGAGCUCUUGCAAGAGCAGAACAUUGUUCCUCCUACUGCCAUCAAAGAUGUCCUUGAACUAUUUGUGCCUGAAAAUAAAGUAGAACAAGCUCGAGCUGAAGCCAAUACAUUGCCUUCUGUAAAGAUUACUAAGUUGGAUCUACAGUGGGUUCAAGUCUUGAGUGAAGGUUGGGCCACACCACUCAAAGGGUUUAUGCGGGAGAAAGAAUUCUUGCAAGUUAUCCAUUUUGGGACAUUGCUUGAUGGAAGGGGUAGAGUUGAUACCAAGCUUGAUGGUGUUAUCAACCUGAGCAUUCCUAUCGUACUUCCGAUAUCUUCAGAGGACAAGAAACGUCUGGAGGGUUGCAGUGCAUUUACCCUGGAAUACAACGGGCGGAGGGUGGCAAUACUGAGAAAUCCAGAGUUUUUUGAGCACAGGAAGGAAGAACGUUGUGCACGUAUUUGGGGGACCACAUGUGCAAACCAUCCACAUGUAAAAAUGGUGAUGGAAAGCGGAGAUUGGUUGGCUGGUGGAGACCUCUUUGUACUAGAGAGAAUAAAAUGGAAUGACGGACUGGACCAGUACCGCUUGACACCCUUGGAGCUACGGCAGAAGUUUAAAGAAAUGAAUGCUGAUGCAGUAUUUGCAUUCCAGCUUCGCAAUCCUGUACACAAUGGACAUGCCCUGCUAAUGCAGGAUACCAAGCGCCGCCUACUAGAACGAGGCUAUAAGCAUCCUGUGCUGCUCCUGCAUCCUCUUGGUGGAUGGACCAAAGAUGAUGAUGUGCCUCUUGAAUGGCGCAUGAAACAACAUGCUGCUGUGCUGGAGGAGCAAGUGCUGGAUCCAAAGUCCACCAUUGUUGCAAUUUUCCCUUCUCCCAUGCUGUAUGCUGGGCCAACAGAGGUCCAGUGGCACUGCAGGGCUCGAAUGAUCGCUGGAGCCAAUUUCUACAUUGUGGGUCGAGAUCCAGCUGGGAUGCCCCACCCAGAGACCAGGAAAGAUCUGUAUGAACCCACACAAGGUGGAAAGGUGCUUAGCAUGGCUCCAGGAUUGACCUCUGUAGAAAUCAUUCCCUUCCGAGUAGCUGCUUACAACAAAGUACAGAAGGCGAUGGUUUUCUAUGAUCCAGAGAGGCAAAAUGAAUUUGACUUUAUUUCUGGCACACGCAUGAGGAAAUUGGCUCGUGAAGGUGAAAACCCUCCUGAUGGAUUCAUGGCUCCGAAAGCAUGGAAGGUGUUGACAGAAUACUAUACAUCCCUGGGGAAAAAUAAUUAACUCAGAUUUUACCAAAACAUACCUUUCAUUUUAAAGAUGAGCUCCUUCAGUUGAUUUAUAUUUGAAUAUACUUCAUCCAUCUUGAUUUUUUUUCCUACUCUAUAUUUUGUGGGCAUUUUCUUCCUGAAGUAAAUAAUGGUUCUCAUUCAACUGUAUUCAAGUCUGAAUUUAGUAGGGGAUUUCCUAUACAUUUCAAAGAGCCACAGAAGAGAUUUUAUUGUACAUAGAAUAAUAUAGAUCUAGGUUAUGGGAAUUAAAAGCCAUAUUCAGAUUUGUCAGUCUUUGGAACUCGGGUGCCUCAACUGUGCCACUGAAAACUAUUUAUCUGUUCUUCUUUGAUGUUUUUCAUUGGCUUCAUUGAACAAGAAAGAGAGAGAUAAUGGCUGGCACUAAAUUCUUCUCUGUUUCUCUUGAGAAACAGCAGAUGGGAAAUUUGGCUUUUGCCUUACUUCUCCACAGCUCACUUUUGGGGAGUUUCAUGACACUGCCUUGUUUUGAUUUUGCUUACAAGGAUUAUUACAAUGAAUUGGUAUUGCAGAUCGUCAGGGUAUCUCACUAAAGGCAAGCUAUGUCACCAUUCCAAUGUUCUUUCACAAUUUCAGGCCACAAAGGGCUUUACUAGUUUUUUAGGUGGCAGUUUUCAAACUGCUUUAAGGAAUUUGGGAAUUUCUGGAAAGUGUUUCAGGGUUCAGCAGUGGUGGCAGGGCUGCCACAAAACAUUUUUCUGCCUUUGGAAAAGAAAAAAUAAAUGGUGCACUUACACACCCACAUCAAGUUGUAUAGGCCAGUUGUUUUAGCACCCGGGGUAGAAAACCCUUAAGCAUCUCUUCACCAAUUCGUCAGUCAAAAAAACUGGAUUGUGCUGGUCAUUUGUCCAAGCAUUGACAUGAAAGGCAAAUUAAAAGCUUUAAAAAGAAAUAAACCAGGAUUUUCUUUUCUCUGAUUAAAAAUCAUAAGACCGCAGAAUAAUUUAUUAUGCAAUGAAGAGUUCCAUGGUCUUUAAAUUGUACUGUAGUUCAAAAUGCCUCUUAAAUGUUUCCAGUUUAUGCCUUUAAAACCUUAGAACAAAAGAAUUAAACAUGUGUCUUAUUAUACCUUGUGUAAAAUGAAUGCAGCCACUGGACAGACCAUAUCAGGUAUGCAACCAGUACUCUGUUAUUGUACAAGAGGCUUAAAUGGGACACACGCUGCACUAAAGAGAUUGAGCAUCAGCAGUGCUUGGAGGAUGGCUCCAAUUGCAAUAUUGCUAGCUAAUGUAUAUUGGCAACAGUGCCUUUUAUAACCAAGCCCUCUGGAAGGGACCUUGAAGACAAACGUGAUCUUGCCAUUUUUAAUUUAAAUGAUAUUUUAAAUAGUACUGAUGUAUUUGCUUUUUCUUGUUUUUUUUUUAACCUUAUAAUAAUGUGUCCCUUACCAUCAGUCCAAAUACAUGUGUUGUACUAUUCCUUUUGAAUCCAUAUAUUUCCUGUAACAUUUUAUAGCAUAUUUAUUAUGGACACGAAACAGGAAUGUAUGCCUUUACAGAUACAGCUCUUGAUUAUCUUCUGCAUUUGGUAUUCUGUUAUUAAAAUUAACUUUUAAUACCAAUAAAUACUUCUCUGUUUAAUUGUA